Rotaria sp. Silwood1 is the source of this 1320-nucleotide messenger RNA. Lineage: Eukaryota; Metazoa; Rotifera; Eurotatoria; Philodinida; Philodinidae. The record is from the annotation of a GenBank genome assembly.
AUGAUGAAAAGUCUUCUAUCUCGUCUAUGUUCAUGUGAACGAACCAAUUUCAAACAGACUGAUAAAUUAAAUAAAAAUUCGAAUAAUGAAGAAGAUAAAUUGGAAACUAUUGAUUUUAUUGAAAGUGAAAUACGAGCUUUCUCUCCAAAAAUAACCUGGAAACAUCUCUGGACCUUGAAUGAAACACAAAAUGCAUUAUUAAAUUCACCAUUUAUUAAUAUGCCAACUGAAAUGAUACUCAAAAUAUUUGGAUUACUCUCAGUUCCUGAUCUAGAAAAUGUUUCAUUAGUUUGUCGACAUUUUAAAAUGAUUGUUGAUCAAGAUACUAUAUGGAAAACAAGAUGUAAUAGUAAGACUAUUCAAUUAUCAGUUAAUAUUGACAAAACUGCUCAUGUAUUAAUAUUAUUAUUAGAAAAAACUUCGAAAUUACAGCAGAAAUGGCGUAAAUCACUGAUUUUACAACAAAUGAUUAGACGAUAUUAUCGAUUUAUGCAAUUAAAAGUUCUAUAUCCUAAAAAACUUCUUAUUCCAACUAUAGAUAUUGAAAUAGUUUGGCAAACACAUCUUUUAAGACCUUUAAUAUAUCAAAAUGAUUGUCGUCGAUUAUUUCAUCAAAUUAUUGAUCAUUCUUUAUUAUUAAAUCAUACUCAACAAUCUUUUAAAGAAGAAGCUUUUUUAGAUACUUUACAUCUAUAUGAAAAACAUUUUCAUGAACCAUAUUGUUCAUUACCAUUAUAUAAAAAUGAUAAAAUGUCUUCACCAAAAUAUAUGCGUCCUCAUUUUGAUACUUUUCAAUGUUUAAUUCCAAAUUAUUCUUUUUGGGAUGAAACAUAUUUUCAAUUUUCAUCAUAUCCUCUCAAUGAUUAUGAAAAUCCAUUUUCAUUUACAGAAGCUGAUAUUAUUCUUGAUGGAAAUUGGAUAAACUCAUGCAAAACUUUUAUGAAUAUUAUCUGUUCGAAGAUGUACAUCAAUUUUUGGAGUUUUAAUCCAUUAAAACCAAUCGAUUUAAAAUCAUCAGCAAUGAAACGAUUAAAAAAAUCCUAUGAAAGAUUUUUAUAUAUAACAGCAAAAUAUUCACUAAUUAAACAAUAUGAUCUCAUUCAUCCAACAUAUGCAAUUGAUAUUAUAUGGCAUUGUCAUAUGCAAGAACCUUUAAAAUAUGCUAAUGAUUGUCAUCGUCUUGCUGGUUGCCUUAUUGAUCAUCAUCCAUGGCCAUCAAUUGAUGAAUCUCAUAUAAAACAAUCUUGUCAAAAUCUUAAUCAAUAUUGGAAAAAAGAAUUUCAGAAUGAUAUAUCAAUAGAUCAUUUUGGAUAUGAUUGA